Messenger RNA from Fulvia fulva, 939 nucleotides. RefSeq lists its product as uncharacterized. The transcript has 2 exons. The record is from RefSeq and is a predicted model, not a curated record. Lineage: Eukaryota; Fungi; Ascomycota; Dothideomycetes; Mycosphaerellales; Mycosphaerellaceae. The coding region runs from base 1 to 939 and encodes 312 amino acids.
AUGGCUUUGAAGCACCGCCAGAGCCACCCAACAGUGGCACCCCUCCUACAAUUGCCUCUCGAGCUACGAAACCAGGUCUAUUCGUACCUGCUGCCAUUGGAGAACGUCAGCCACCCGCUUCCCUCGGUAGGCAUCACGAGCGUGUCGCAUCGUCCUCCCACAAGUGCACUCCUCAACAUUCACCCCACCAUAACAGACGAACUACUCGACUACUUUUACACCAUCUCGACCUGCUACGCAUGCAUCGUGAAGCUGGUGUUUAGCCAUGCCUUCAACUUCUUUCGCGUGGACCCCGAGCUACGACGUCUCGAGCAAAGCCCCAGCUUGGCCUGCAUCCGCAAGAUUGAAGUCGUCUUCUUCUGCCCUGUGCUGUCACUGCAAAGCUAUCCAACUUUCGCUCUCGAUCUCUUCUGUGCCGGGAUCCGUAAAAGAGCAUCCAGAGCAUGCGACGUGAUGAACAAGGCGCCGAAGCUGAGAACGGUCGUGGUCAGUUGGUGUGAUUCGACCUACACCGGCGAUUGGCAAGAGAAGGCGAAGAUCCUGACACCACUACGCAACUUGGUCGAUGCCGGGGACAGGCAAGCAUCUGUGACGUUCAAGGUGGGCAAAGUCACCGGGCCCGAAGACCUAGAUCGUGCGGACUUUGUGGCUGCCCUCAGGGAAAUCCUCGGCGCUGGGCAGAAGCUGGAUUGUGGCAAUGACGGCACGGAGGACGCUUCGCAGAAUCUGAGGAUGCUGGCAUUCGACCCGCGACAGGAGAGACAGUGCCAGCUGUCUCCAAACGCCGGCAGCUACCCCAGGGCCGGCACGAUUCGCAGAGGAUGGAGGGGCGCUCCGCCUUUGAUGGCAGCUCCUGUAGAACUUGACGCACAUGUAGGGCCUGGCGAGGAGUCCUCAUCAGCUGCCUGCGCCACCCCCUGCCGCACUUCAGCGGCUUGA